Trichobilharzia szidati is the source of this 3547-nucleotide messenger RNA. NCBI's taxonomy places the organism in Eukaryota, Metazoa, Platyhelminthes, Trematoda, Strigeidida, Schistosomatidae. The record is from the annotation of a GenBank genome assembly.
CAAGUUUUCAGUGAAGCUUCAGAUAGGGAGCAGGUAACAUUUAACUGUCUGUGCUGCAAAGCGUGGAAAGUGGAUGAUGUCAAUACAGAAUGUGAGGUUCUACAUCUUGUCAUCAUCAGUAGAUGUCCGGGAACAAUGUAAGUGUAUAACUUGUACACUGUGGUAGAAUGUAAUUCCAUGUUGGAUAAGUUUAUUUCAAUUAUCAAACAGCGAUGCAGUAUUUAUGCUGGAAAUGUCAUCCAGUUGUUAAUAUUCCAGGCAUGCUGUAUUAGUCCACGGAGAUCUUCAAAAACAGCUGAUUAAUUUCAAGAAAGUUGUGGGAUAAUUUUUUUAUUCUGUCACUAAAUCCCUUAACGAGUAGCUUUGAUAUGUGUUAGUCAUUUUUAUUGGAACAUUGUUCAUUUCAGUUGUGGCUUUCAAAAAUAUUCUCUACAAGUGAAGGUUCCUAUAUAUCUAGACGAGAGUUGUGUUAGAAUUUUUGCAUAAUUUCCGUAUCCUAUGAAUUCAAAAAAAUCAGACUCCUUAGACUUUUGGUGUGUAGAUGAAGUGGUUCGUAAGACGAAGUCGACUGUCCUUGUACUUGAGUCUUUGAAAUCGGAGCAGCAGCAAAUAUCUACGGAGUUAAAUUCAGCAGAGAAACCAGAGGGGGAUAGUGAAUGUGAAGCUAUAUACGUCACAGAAAAGUCAAAUGGUUUAGAAUCGAUUAUCAAGAAUAUAUCUAAAGGUCUGGAAGAUGCCGGCGAUCUUAUGAUUUCUUGUGACUAUCUCCAAAAAGUAGAAGCGGAGAAGCAAAAGUUAAGGUACCAAGCCCGACGUCUUUUCCAAGAAAAUGCUUGGUUGAGGGAUGAACUUGCUGCUGCUCAAGAUGCCCAUAGAAAGAGUGAACUUAAAAUUGUCCAACUCGAAGAGCAAGUCAAGGGCCUCCAGUUUUACAAUGAGCUUCGGAAGUUUGAUUCUUCCGAACCUGUGGAUUCUUCAGGAUUAGCUGAUGGUGAUAAAAACGAAAGGACUGCUUUGGACCUCGGCUUUCCUCCAGAUGAUAAGGAAGAGGGCGAUCAGUAUGGAAUGUCACAAAGUCAAACGGUAUCCAUGACUCAAGGUGUUCAUAACUAUGAGAUUCCAACACGUUUGCGAACGCUGCACAAUUUGGUUAUUCAGUAUGCUAGUGAGGGUCGUUAUGAGGUUGCAGUUCCGCUGUGCAAGCAAGCUCUGGAAGACCUAGAAAAGACCAGUGGACGUGAUCAUCCCGAUGUUGCAACAAUGUUGAAUAUCUUAGCACUUGUGUAUCGCGAUCAAGGUAAAUAUAGAGAGGCGGCAACUUUGCUAAAUGAUGCUUUGACUAUCCGAGAAAAGACUUUGGGUCCUGAUCACCCCGCUGUAGCCGCAACAUUAAACAAUCUGGCUGUGCUCUACGGUAAACGCGGGAAGUAUAAAGAAGCAGAACCAUUGUGUAAGAGAGCAUUACUGAUAAGAGAAACUGUUCUAGGACAGGACCAUCCAGAUGUUGCAAAACAGUUAAAUAAUUUGGCUUUGCUGUGUCAAAAUCAAGGGAAAUAUGAAGAGGUGGAGUUAUAUUAUCAACGUGCUUUAGAAAUUUAUAUGCAUGAUCUUGGACCAGAUGAUCAAAAUGUAGCCAAAACUAGAAAUAAUUUGGCUUCAGCCUAUCUGAAACAAGGCAAGUAUGCUGAAGCAGAGAAAUUGUACAAAGAAGUUCUUACACGAGCUCAUGAAAAGGAAUUUGGAAAGGUUACUGAUACUAAUAAACCGAUUUGGAUGAUCGCAGAAGACUGUCAGUCAGCUCAAUCAUCAAAUAAUACACAAAAAGAUAUAAAGGAAUCUGCUCAAUCGAUGUGGGCACGUAUUUCUCGUUCAGAAAAUCCAACUGUGGCUACAACACUGCGAAAUCUGGCUGCCCUUUAUCGUAGGCAAGGGAAAUUUGAAGCUGCUAACAUAGUAGAAGAAUGCGCUAUCCAGUGCAAAGGACCGUCUGCUGUUGUUAAUCCUACUGGGGACGAACUGGAACAUAACCCACGAUUUCCAGCCAAAGAUCAAUAUCCUAAACGAUGCUAUCCACGGCAUUCCUAUCAACGUGUUGAAGAUCGAUCCAUGAUCACUUCAUCACGUAGUCUUCUUGGACCUCCAAAUGGUUAUCCUAUCAAUAAACGAUCACUUCCUUCUGCCCGAGGUGGUUUCAGCAUGAAAAAAGCUCAGUCAAUGUCAACGCUUCCAGGAAGCUGGAAUCAUAAGGUGUCUUAUAUGCAGCAAGAAAGGCUUCGACAAAAUCGUGGUACAAAAGAAUCUUAUUCCCGGGAUAGUCAUACUUCUUAUAAUGGUAAUAGUAUAAUAACUAACAGUAAUCAUAAUGAUUAUUAUUUCCCCUUUGCUGGAUAUGGUACACAAUCUCAAUAUAUAUCUGAUUUUAAUCCACCAGUGGACAACAAUUGAAAUCAUUAACACAGUUGUUUUCCCCUUUCAUUUGUUUGUUCUCUCUCUCUCGCUGUCUGUCGUCUAUCUGUGCGUGUUUCGUGGUUUCAUCAUUGAAAAUUGUUUUGUUUCAUUUCAGCGUUUUAGGUUAAACUUCCAUUUGUCUGUUUCUGUGUGUGUGUGUGCGUCUUCUCCGUAUUACAUGCUCAUUUCUACCUCUUAACAAUUGUAACAAUAGUUCUUGUAUCAUCUGGAUAUUAUAUGCUUAUAUAUUUACAUAUGUGUGUAUGUAAUUUGCCCUAUAUAUAUACAUAUGUUCGCGUCGAUGUGAAGGAGGAGGUUCGAAUGUGAUUGCUUUAUUUCUGUCAGUCACCACGUUUUUACAUCGUUAGUCUGCCUUCGGUUUGCUGCAAUUGUCAUCUUGUUUCAUCAUAUCGUCAUCAACAUUUAUACAUAUUUUAUUUGUUUUACUACUAUGUGAAUAUUAACUUGUUACUAUUAAUACUAAUAUUAUUUAUUUGGCUGUGAAAUUAUGAAGAUAUCUAUCUAUCUACCUACCUAUACAUACUUAUAUAUAUAUGUACCAAAUAUAUACAAUAUCUAUCUAUCUGUUCAUCCAUUUUGAGAAGUAUUGGUGCAUAUUGACACAUAUACAAGCUGUUGAAGGUGACAUAUCGUCUAUAUGCGUAUGAGUUGCCUUUGUUUGCUUCGUCAUUAUUAUUACUACUACUAUUACUACUAUUAUUAUUAUGAUUAUCAGCAUAAUCAUCAACAUCAUCAUCAUCGUCAUCUUCGGUGCUACUAACUGGAUUUCGCAUAGGAACUGAGUAUUUUAUACCGUAAACUCUUCUUUCACGAAAAAAAAGCACCGCUUUAUGCUGUUCAUUUCAGAGAUGAUUUUCGAAAGAAAAAGACUGAUGGCGAAUAUAUAUAUAUAUAUAUAUAUAAACAGAAACUCUAUUUUCCACUUGACAUAAGUAACUUUGAGUAUAAAUACUGUGUUCCCUCUGUGUAAACUCUUACAUCUUGAUCAUUAUUAUUAUUAUUAAUACAGUUACUAUUUUUUAUCAUUUUAUCAUUCUUUGUGUAUGCAAUACGAAAUGUGCGCCUAAUUUCAUUAUUA